AUGACCAACUUCGUGAAGCCCGGCAGCGAGGCUGACGGCAGCAGACGUGACCCCAAGCUCGCCAUACGCAGGCCUAACCCGGAAGCAAGCCAAGUCCCAGGCGAUCCCCUCGUUCUCCCUCCCGGUAUCGACGGCUCCACCUUCAAGAAGUUCACCGCCGCCGUCGCCGAUAUCACUGGUUCCGACAACGUAACCGUCAUCUCCAGUGCCGAGCAGCUGCACAAGCAGGACUACCUCGACCCAAGCAAGGCACAUGACAUGUACCACAUUCUCGGAAAGGGCUACUUCGUCUCCUCGGCAGUGGUGGCCCCGCGCGACGUCUCCGAAGUCCAGGCCAUUGUCCGGCUAUGCAACGAGUUCGAGAUUCCGCUCUGGCCCUUUUCCGUCGGACGCAAUGUUGGAUAUGGAGGAGCUGCACCUCGAGUGCCCGGGUCUAUUGGUCUCGACAUGGGCAGGCAUAUGAAUAAAAUUCUGAAGGUGGAUGUGGAGGGUGCCUAUGCGCUGGUCGAACCCGGCGUGACUUUUUCGGAUCUUCACCAGUACUUGGUCGACAACAACCUCCGGGACAAGCUCUGGGUCGACGUUCCUGACCUUGGAGGGGGUUCCGUCCUUGGGAAUACUAUCGAACGAGGAGUGGGCUAUACGCCAUAUGGGGACCACUUCAUGAUGCACUGUGGCAUGGAAGUUAUCCUACCAGACGGCACUCUGGUUCGCACCGGGAUGGGUGCACUCCCCAACCCUGAUGCGGACCCAAACGCACCACCGCACGAGCAAGAACCAAACUCGACCUGGCAGCUGUUCAACUACGGAUUUGGGCCGUACAAUGACGGCAUCUUUAGCCAGUCGUCUCUCGGCAUUGUCGUAAAGAUGGGCGUGUGGCUCAUGGUCAACCCAGGUGGCUAUCAAUCCUACCUGAUCACCAUCCCGAAGGACGAGGACCUUCACCAGGCUGUCGAGAUCAUCAGGCCGCUCCGGACAUCAAUGGUCCUGCAGAAUGUGCCGACGCUGAGGCAUAUCCUGCUGGAUGCAGCUGUCAUGGGUGAUCGCGCAUCAUACACGUCCUCCAAGAAACCUCUCAACGACGAAGAGCUCGACGAGAUUGCAAAGAAGUUGAACCUGGGCCGCUGGAACUUUUACGGGGCGCUGUACGGGCCCGAACCCAUCCGGCAGGUUAUGUGGGAGGUAGUGAAGAAGUCAUUCUCUGCCAUCCCCGGCGCCAAGUUCUACUUCCCCGAAGACAUGCCCGACAACGUGGUGCUGCAGACCCGCGACCUCACACUGCAGGGAAUCCCAACCACAACCGAGCUGAAAUGGGUCAACUGGCUCCCCAACGGUGCCCACCUCUUCUUCUCCCCGAUCGCCAAAGUCACCGGCCCGGACGCCACGGCCCAAUACGAGGUAACGCGUCGGCGGUGCGAGGAGGCCGGCUUCGACUUCAUCGGCACCUUUGUGGUCGGCAUGCGCGAGAUGCACCACAUCGUCUGCCUCGUGUUCGACCGCUCCGACCCGGCGUCCUGCCGCCGCGCCCACUGGCUGAUCAGCACGCUGAUCGACGAUGCCGCGAAGAAGGGGUGGGGGGAGUACCGCACGCAUUUGGCGCUCAUGGAUCAGAUUGCGGGGACGUAUAAUUUCAAUGGGAAUGCCCAGAUGAGGCUGAAUGAGGCCAUCAAGGAUGCCUUGGACCCGAAGGGUAUAUUGGCCCCAGGGAAGAACGGAAUUUGGCCGCGGCGGUAUGAUAAAGAGGCUUUUACGGUACCGCCGAGUGAGCUGUGA
Phialemonium atrogriseum is the source of this 1773-nucleotide messenger RNA. RefSeq lists its product as uncharacterized. Gene Ontology annotation, biological process: lactate catabolic process. Gene Ontology annotation, molecular function: FAD binding; D-lactate dehydrogenase (NAD+) activity; D-lactate dehydrogenase (cytochrome) activity. The transcript has 5 exons. Bases 1 to 1773 code for a protein of 590 amino acids. The record is from RefSeq and is a predicted model, not a curated record. Lineage: Eukaryota; Fungi; Ascomycota; Sordariomycetes; Cephalothecales; Cephalothecaceae. Gene Ontology annotation, cellular component: mitochondrion.